CAGGCACUGGAUUUGGAGACCCUCAUUUAGCCAGCGCUGACGGCAUUGAGUUCACUUUCAACGGGUUCGGCGAGUACGUCCUUCUGCGCAGUCGCAGCAGCGCCCCCUACCGAUUUGAACUGCAGGGACGCACCUCCCAACCGUCGACCCGGAACGAAAACGUCAAGGCUACGAUUUUUACUGCCUUUGCCUUCCGACAACCGAACGACAAAGUCGAGGUGUUCCUGACCGAGGAUUCCAGUAGAUUCCGGGUCCGAGUGAACGGCCAAGAGGUGCCGGUCUCAGCUAUCGUUAACGGCAGCAGGAGCACGUUCAGCGAUGGCAGGUUCUUUCCAAGAUACGCUAAUGGCAACGGCCAAACAAACCAAACGAACCCAAGCGGCCUCCUGGUGUCCUUCCCGUCCGGAGCAUCCAUCGUCAUCACCCUCUCCAACAACAUCCUCACCUACAUCGUGGGCGUGGCACUGGACAUGCAGGGGCAGCUCGAGGGAAUGCUCGGUAAUUUUGACGGACGUUACCAGGAUGAUUUUGUCUACCCCAACGGAACGGAUGUGCCAUUGGCAGACCCCAGGAAUCCGAAAGAAGAGGAGCUGUUCAGUUUUGGAAACACAUGGUCUCUGCGAGCAUUGAGCACCUUUGACGGCACAACCGUCAGCGACAUGAGCCUGUUCACCUACUACCCAGAAGGCACCACGGCAAUGACGUACGGUGACGACUCGUACCAACCGACGUUUUUUGGGGACGACCUGACGGCGCUGUUCGGCGACGCCGCGCUGCUGCAGCAGGCUGUGGCCGUGUGUGGAGGCACAACGGCUAAGGAAUGUCUGUACGACAUUGCCGUGACGGGGGAUCUUUCUGUUGGGAACGACACGAUGUCUCAUGAGAAAACCUUCCAGGAGGGCUGUGCCAUACUCAUGAACAGUCCUCCUCAGUUCGAGUCUCCCCAAGAAAUCGUCGCGUAUGUCAAUCAAGAAUACAACGUCACUCUCAACGCCACGGACGACAGGGACAAAAUGGUGACGUUUUCGUUGUCCGGCAACGGUACGAUGACGUCAUCAGGUAACUUCACGGCGACUUACAGUUGGCUCCCGACCUCUGCUGAGAAGGCUUUCGUGGAGUUCAUCGUCACUGACACUGCCGGGGCUGCAUCGUGUAGCACACCGAAGAUAACGAUCUGUGGCUGUCAGAACAACGGCACGUGCGCGUUUGACCGGAUCGUCAGCAGAGAGAACGGUUUCGCGGUGUCGCCCUGCACCUGUGUACCGGGGUUUGAUGGCGAUCUGUGCGAGCAGGACGCUAACGGGUGCGCAGACAACCCCUGCUUCCAGGGGGUGACAUGCACGGAUGUAAAAGGAGCAAUAAACGAAACAGCUGGUGAGAAGGGGUACAAAUGUGGGCCCUGCCCGGCCGAUACAACAGGGGAUGGCGAGACCUGUGAAGACGUGGAUGAGUGUAUGUUGGCCGUUGGGGAUCCCCGUCGGCACACGUGUGUAAAUGCCAACUGCAUCAACACCCCGGGCAGCUACACCUGUGUAUGUAAGGAGGGAUACCACAAGGAUGGCGAGGACAAAGUGUGCUAUGACAUAGAUGAAUGUCGAAGUGACAGCACCAACGACUGUGACUGGGUGUUCGGGUAUUGUAACAACACGGACGGUGGGUAUGAGUGCCUGUGUGACACUGGUUACAUCAGCUACGACGGCGGAUUCACAUGUGAAGAUUUCAAUGAAUGUUUGGUCGAUAAUGGUGGCUGUGAGCGCAUCUGCAAAAACUACCAGGGCGGCUACGAGUGCGACUGUGGGGUGGCGUACUUUCUUCAGGCAGACGAACGAACUUGUACAGAACUUGAUGAGUGUGCAACUAACAACAAGUGUGAGUACUUCUGCGAUGACUUCGUGGGUCACUACGAGUGCCACUGCCCGGAUCUGUUUGCUCUUGAUGACAACGGCAGAACCUGUAGCCCAUACGUCAACUGCAGCUCUAACCACACGUGUCACCCUGCACCCAUCGGGGAAUGCGCACAGAACUGGACCACUGGUGAAGACACGUGUGUUUGCGUUCAGGGCUACCAGGUACAACCGGACAACUCCUGCCAAGAUAUCGAUGAAUGCACGAACGGAGAGGCUAAGUGUGACGAGAACGCCAUCAGGUGUGACAACAUCCCUGGGGACUACAAGUGUGUCUGCAAGGCCGGGUAUGAGCACUCCGUCAGCCAUGACCUCGGCAAAUGUCACAACAUAAACGAGUGCAAUGACAACUACGGGAACUGCUCCCAUGAGUGUAGGGACACGAUCGGCUCCUUCUACUGCGAGUGCCCCCCAGGCUGGAGACUUGGCAGCGACCAGAGGACGUGCGAAGACAUAGACGAGUGUUCGUCUGAUACGCUGAACGACUGUAGUUACAACGCAGUGUGUAACAACACCGUUGGAGGGUUCAUGUGCCACUGUCGGGAGGGAUUCACAGGGGACGGGUCUCUCUGUGGAGACAUUGAUGAGUGUAUGCAGUUUGGUGAGCGGGGACAGGGUGGUUGUGAGGUCGGCUGUAGGAACUUUAACGGAGGUUACGUCUGCACCUGCGGCACGGGGUACCAGCUCAAAAAUGACAGCGUUUCAUGCGAAGACACUGACGAGUGUUCCAUCCCAGACACCUGUGAACAGGUGUGUAACAACACGUUAGGAUCCUACGUCUGCUCUUGUAGGGGAGACAACGUCUUACGGGAGGACGGGAGGACCUGCCGACUCAACACUAAUCUGUGCAAUUUCGGAUGUCACGAAAAGGCGAAGUACUUCGAAGAAAACUCCACGUGUGUCUGCCGGAGCGGUUACAGUGGCAACGGGACACAAUGCGAGAUAGAUGAACCCGGCGUGGUUGUGGAAGUGACUCUGGCUGACCUGGAGUACACGGAGGUGCUGGGAGACUGUACGUCUACGGCGUUCGUCAAGUUGAAAGGAGAUGUAGAAGCAGCUUUAAGCGGUCACUUCACCGGUCACCAAAACUUCACGGUUAGAGACAACUUCCUGAGUUUCAUCCUGUCGACUUUCAGCAAUGGGAGCGUCGUGGCCAACUUAACACUGGCGACCAAAACUCUCAUGUCGACUCAGGACAUCCAACAGGCCAUGGUCAAUGUCCGUGCUCUCAGCAUCGGGAACCUGAAUAUUGUUACUGGUACUGUGCUUUGCACGUUGGGCCGGGGUGGAAGUCGCUGCGAGUACCUACUGUCAGAAACAACGGCUGGCAUCGUGAUCGCCAUCUUAAUUGUAGUGACACCUCUCCUUCUGGUAGCGGCUUGCGUCCUGAGGGGUAAGAAGAUCGAGGAAGCGGCAAAACUCUACAGGGGAAACCGGUCCCACACCCACAUGUGGUGGAACAUGGCCCGUCCGAAGUUCAAGGCGAGUUUCCCGAACGUUCCGAUGCAGGGUGCCGGAUGGGUCACGCUCCGGAGGCGCCACGGGCUCGGCACCUACGUGGAGGCCUUCCCGUACGUGGACCUGGACGUCAGACGGUACUUUCCAGGCCGCAGGUACGACAUGUUGUCGAAGGGCUCGGUGAGCUCUCGGCGCAGCUCCAGCGUCUCCACGGUCUCCACGCGGACUGACGGCAGCAACUGGGUCGCCGAGUGGGACGACUACAUGAAGAUCUUCGGAGGAGAUGCAGAAUUCCGAUUUCCGAGGAACAUAGUCUGUGACAUCACCUCUUUAAUAGAGGACGACGACAACAUGUCCGUUGCAACUGACCAGUCCCGUCUGACAGGCUUUAUGGCUCUUCAAAGCGAAGGAAGCUCCCUGUCUUCAAGUGUAACAUCUCUGGAAACCCUUGAGAGUUUGGACACUUCACGUAAAAACAUGGAGCCAACAGUGACAAAAGAAGGGUGGUUGAAUUGGACGAUUGAACCGUCUUCCUCAGCCAGUGGAGCCGGUCACAAGUGGGCCAUAUGGUCCACGUCACCAUCCAACAGUCAGGAAACGCCUACCGAGGGAGCUAAAAAGUCGUCAGAUGGCGCGCAUACCAAUACGGAGUCCGGCAAAGGUUCCUCCGACAACUCAAGCCUCUUUGGGUGGACGAGGCUGCCCACAUCUGUAGCCUACAAACCCUUCCGCACAUACACCAGCGGGUCUGCUUCAUCGCGGCGGUCUAGCUUGUUUGGGUGGACUGUCACCCCUCAGGUUCCCCCAAACAUGCCAACGGGGUUCGAAGACGAACAAGGUUGGUUUGCUUGGCAAGUCGGUCAUCACGACACGGAGACGGGUACAAGUUCUCCCCACACCGCCAGUAACGAGGAGGUAGGUGCGAGUCAGGACAGUGGACAAGGGAUUGGCUCAUACCCGUACAGCUCAUCUAGUGACGGCUUUAAACCAAUAGUACCACCAACGAAGGAAAACGAGUCAAAUGAAUCAGACAUGUCGCCAGGGUCGGACGCUGUCUUGGACGACCAGUCUGAGUCAGACCAUCACACGACCAACAGUGCCGUCAAUCAAGAUGAAGGAUCCAAUCAGGACCGUAAAGAACUGGCAGAAGAAUCUCCUCCCAUCUCAAUGAGUGACGGUUUCAUACCUUUAGCUCCAAAACCACCACCAUCAUCAUCAUCAUCGUCAUCACCAUCUGGAACCGACUUCCUAGCCGCUACGGAUGAGGGAAGCAGCUCGGAUGAAUCGGGAAUCUCUCCGCGGUCGGACGCCACUGACACUGCUGGGGACUCCACAACUGACGGCUUUACACCUCUAGUACCUUUACAGAAGGAGGAAAAACGAUCUGACGAAUCAGUCAUGUCUGAUGACCGUUCAUCAGAAGACAGUGUCAGCUUGUCUGAUGACCCGUCGUCAGAAGACAGUGUCAUCAUGAUUGAACCAGAGCUUCUUACGACAGUCCUACCUCCUGCAGAGCCCAGUGGUUCUACCAGUUCUGAGAGCGAGGGUUCUCGUCAAAAGACGCGUGAAAAAUAUACCAGACUUUGAGAAAGUUAUAGAGCAAAGGGCGAGAGUAUGUUUACCCAAACUUAGACUAAAAAGUAUAAUGUUAAACCUCGCGCCAUUUCUUCAAAAGAAAUUCUACUUCGAAGUCUCUAAAUCAGGAAUAGAUGCCGUGAAUUUAAGGAGACGUUUAGCCAUUUCAUUUACCAGGUGUCGGUUGUUAGGAAGACUGAUGUCUCCAGCACUUUAAAAAACAAAACACUCGUUUUAAAGAAUUAGGGUGUGCUCCUAUGAACAAUGCAUGACAAAACAUAGUGCGUGGUGGCUUACUGGUAUAUAAAACCUAUAUUUUAUUUUCUUUCAAAACGUUCAAACUACUUUCAAAAACUUAGAUAUACUCGUCUACAAAUUCUUGCAAUUCAACAUUGCCUGAAUAUUCGAUACUGUAUGUUUGACUAUGGUAUGUGGCCUGCUGAUAUUUGUAACCUAUGAUAAAUUUACUUUCAAAAAGUUAAGAAGUUACAUGCAUUACGUAGGGACCGAAAAGGGUUUUAGGUACCUGAUGAAUAUGCAAAAGAAUAAGCAAUAACUAAAGAUGUUCAGCAAUGACAAACAACUCAAGUCAUUCUUUUACAAGAUUUUAUUUAAUUUUUUGUUGCAUGCAUCAGCCUGAUAAGUACUAUGUAAUAAAUAACGUGCAUAUUGGCUUAUGUAUCAUUGAUACUGAGCAUGAAACAGAUAUUAUAUUUAUCACAUUAAAUAGAAUGAUUUACAGAUGACGAA
Branchiostoma floridae (Florida lancelet) is the source of this 5687-nucleotide messenger RNA. RefSeq lists its product as uncharacterized. The transcript has 25 exons. Gene Ontology annotation, molecular function: calcium ion binding. The record is from RefSeq and is a predicted model, not a curated record. Lineage: Eukaryota; Metazoa; Chordata; Leptocardii; Amphioxiformes; Branchiostomatidae. The coding region runs from base 471 to 4949 and encodes 1492 amino acids.